Messenger RNA from Fragaria vesca subsp. vesca, 930 nucleotides. Its product is annotated as B3 domain-containing protein At1g49475-like. The record is from RefSeq and is a predicted model, not a curated record. NCBI's taxonomy places the organism in Eukaryota, Viridiplantae, Streptophyta, Magnoliopsida, Rosales, Rosaceae. Gene Ontology annotation, molecular function: DNA binding. The transcript is spliced from 4 exons. The coding region runs from base 1 to 834 and encodes 277 amino acids.
AUGGGUUCUUGCAGCAGAAGAAGAAAGGAUGAAGACACUAAUUGUCCAGGUUUCUACAAGUGUGUGGAUGAGUCUGUUCUUCACAAAGGGAAGCUCCAAAUUCCCAAAGAUUUUUGCUGGUUUGAUGGAGUGGUGCCUCAGCAGUGCCAUCUUCAGACUCUGUAUGGAAGUUGGAAUGUGGAUGUCAAAAGGAUUAAGAGAGUGUUCUUCUUGGAAAAGGGUUUGGAGGAAUUUGUAGUUGGCAACUCUUUGAAGCAAGGUGAAUCUUUGGUUCUGCAAUACGUUGGAAUUGCAAAGUUCUUUGUUCAAAUAUAUGGACUCAAUCACUGUGAGAGGUCAAAGGCCAGUGAGAUCAGCUUAGUGGACUCUGAAAAUGACGAAGAAGAUGUGAUUAUUAUUGACUCCGACUCUGAUCCUGAAGCUCAAGACAGUGAGAUCAGCUUGGACUCUGAAAGCAAGUGUCCCAGGGAUUUGGUUUGUGGAAGAAAAGUAUCAAGGAGAGGUGGAGUUAGAAAUAUAGCCACAAUCAGCUCUUCAGGAAAUCCUUGCUUCAGUAUCCGGAUUUGCCGAAGUCAUGUCAACAGAGGACCAUUGCUCACACCAAGGAGCUUCCUAAGGAACAUUUCCAAGCCAAAGAAGGUCAAGCUUCAAGUUGAAAAUGUGUGCUGGAAUGUGAUCUGGUUACAUCCUUACAACAAAUCCAGUAGGUUCAGUGGAGGUUGGGUACCCUUUUUUAAGGAGAACAAGGUGAAAGAGGGGGAUAUAUGUGACUUUGAGCUGAUUUCAAAGUCAACUGAGGUUGCAGUGAUCAAGGUUACUAUUAGGAGAAUGUAGUUCGAGUUAGUAUCAGUGCUAGCUAGGAAUUUCCUAUGCGGUUUAAAGUUUAAACUAAAUGGCUGUGGGUGUAGUAGUGUGUACCAACUUCCAAGA